Nilaparvata lugens (brown planthopper) is the source of this 4044-nucleotide messenger RNA. RefSeq names its product rab11 family-interacting protein 1 (gene Rip11). The transcript has 13 exons. Gene Ontology annotation, cellular component: intracellular membrane-bounded organelle. Gene Ontology annotation, molecular function: small GTPase binding. Gene Ontology annotation, biological process: regulated exocytosis. The record is from RefSeq and is a predicted model, not a curated record. NCBI's taxonomy places the organism in Eukaryota, Metazoa, Arthropoda, Insecta, Hemiptera, Delphacidae. Bases 221 to 1828 code for a protein of 535 amino acids.
UAGCUCUAGCCUUGGUUACAUCCCGCCUAUAUUGACAGGCAGGCUAGCAUCCACAGAUUAUACACCUAUUUACUUCUCAUAACAGAGUUAUUUGGGUGGGUACGUCGUACGUUCAGCCCAUUUGAAUUGUAAUUAUUUGUGCUGUUACAUGUCAUGUCUCGUAUUUGGGACCAAUAUUUAGCCUGGUUCUAGUUUUUCAACUCAUCUUUAAAAUAGGACAAUGUGGAGUCCAACUCACGUUCAACUAACAGUUCAAAAAGCAAAAGGCCUAAUAACAAAAGGGAAAAAUGGAACAAAUGAUGCCUUUGUGACAAUUGCUUUAGGGAAGGAUAAAUAUCAAACAUCACUGAAAGCUAAAGCGUCCGAAAUUAUUGAAUGGCAUGAGAAAUGUGACUUGCAAAUUCCGAAACAAGGCAAUACUGCCGAGAUAACGCUCACAGUUUUUCAUCGCAAUUUUCUGGGUGUGGAUGAGUUCUUGGGUUGCGUCAGUAUACCUCUGGCUGAUUUCGAUGUCUAUGAGAUGCCAAGAAACAAAUGGUAUAAGCUGAAAGAUAAACCUGGAAAAGACAAGAAAAAAGAGCGUGGAGAACUGGAAGUGAAGGUAGCAUUCGUGGUGAUGUCUGGAAGCCUGGCUGAUCUCACUAAAAAAGAUAAGCACAAGUCAUCUGUUGGCCAGCUGUCUCAAGUUUUCAGUGGAAGUCUUAUUAGCAUCAGUAGCCUGGACAAAAGAAAGGGCUUGAAGAAACUAGCAAGUAAAAUAGGAAAGAAAGUAAAAAGUCCAAAACAUAAUGAUGCCGAUGGUCUCGAUGAGAUUAGCAUCGGAACUGGUAUGUCAAGACAAGUCCCUGGUGACGCCGACCCUGGAGUGAUCAGUGAGGGAGAGGGAGAAAGUGAAGAUGAAUUCACUGAUGAAGAACAACAACAAGGCCAAGAUGAACAUAUCAAAUUCACUGCUGGCGGUGAUGAAAUUGAAAUCGAUGACUUGUGUAAUACAGAUCUCGCAAAAUGUGUAAACUUUGAAAAAGUAGAAAAAUCAGGAAAAUGUCAUACUUUAGAAUUUCCCGGCAGUCAAGGCGUUGUAACAAAGCACUGGAUGAAAGCUUACAGGAAAAUUAAAAUAGGACAUGCCUCUAUUAAACUGUUGGACGAGCUGUCACAUAAAGGAUCAGGCUGCUCAUUGGAAGUGACUGCUAAUGAUAACAUCGCAUCAGCCAGCUCGGCGAAUGCGUCUCUUGAGAAUUUGGCUGGUGGCGAGAUAUUGAGGCGAUCAAGUCCCCCUGCCAAACCCCCGCGCUUCCAGCCAAACAAAGAUGGCAAAGAGAAGAAGUUAGAUGAGUGGGAGCAGAAAUUGUAUGGAAAACAUGGUAAAGCAGAAGGAGGAAGUGGCGGGGGAAGAAAGGUGGACACGUUGAAAAGACGUCUGAGUGUUCUAUCGCUCUUCUCAAUGAACAAUGAGGAAAAUGCUAAAACUCCAUCGCCCUCCUCGUCUUGCAAGGAUCUUGACGAAGAUACAAGAUCCACAUUUUCACCAUCAGCCUUCAAUCGGAGUACUAUGGAAAGAAUUAUAAUCGGAGGGGAAACCGAGAAACCAGUUGCUUCCAACUCAUCUAGAUUAUCACAAGAAGUUCUCAAAAACUAUGAGGGCAAAUCGAGAGAAGAUUUGAUUGAAAUGGUGAUGCGGUUGGAGGCGGAUCUGAAGAAUAAGCGAGCCCAACAAAAGGAUUUAGAGGAUUAUUUAGAUAAUCUGCUUCUUCGUGUGAUGGAAACAUCGCCUCGAAUUCUACAAAAUCCCUACAUUAAUUGCAAGGCGCAAGCUAAAAUUAUGUAGCACCCAAAUAGCAAUUCUUCAUUUUUAUGACUUUGUCUUCCGUGAACGACUUUAUUUGGUCACAUUUCAAUUUUCUAUUUUUAUGCUUCAGAACUUCAUGACAAAUUUAUUGAUUGAUGAAACUAAUUUUUAUUUGUUUUAUCAUGAAAUAAGUGAAAAUUGUACUUUAAUUAUUGUGAUGUAUUCUGCUUUGAAGGCAAUGACAAUAAUAAUUAUAUAUUUUUAUAUUAGACUUAGACGUAUAUAACUAUUAGACGUAUACGUCUGAAAAAUAAGUUAAUUCAUAUCAGACUUUGGUGAACAUACCUGCAAUUCUUCUAUUGGUUGUUGAAUUCAUAAGCUAUGAAUUACCAUAGUCAUAAGACUUGAAUCAGUAUUGAAACACUAUAUCCUAAACCAAGGUUAAUUAAGGUUGUUUAUGGUUGAUAAAGAUGGAAACGAUGGUUAAUAGUAACGGUGUUACUACUUCUUUAGUGAACAAAGCUGUAAUUUUUAUUGGUUGUUGCUUUGAAAUUGUUCACAUUGUCAAAUUUUGUUCGUUUAAAAGAUCAAAUUUAUAAUUUUUUCGUUGUCUAAACCGAUAAUCCGUUAUUAGAAUUUUAUUGAAUGUAAUUUACAAUUACUAGACUCGUUUAUUCACAUAAAACUCGCGCAUGAAUUGGGAUAUUAGAUUAAUCUAUGGAUAGAAGAUGUCUGUAGAGUUAUUGGUCGUUCUAGCCUUCAAAUUUUGAAUCUGAAGCCAUUGAUUUAAAGUGGGAAAAAUUAUGCGAAGUUUUUAAGAUAACAUAUCGAACGUGCUAGUGUUUAUGUGUAUUAACUGAAAUUAAUGACUGAAGAAUGAAGAUCGGUUGAUUCGAUUUUUAUACAAGUUUAGAAAAUUUCUAACUAUAUUCUCAUUUCUAUGUUUGUCAUGAACGUGUCUUACCUUCAGACAUGUACGCGGUCAUUUUUCUUGUAAUGACUAAUGAGUCUUUGAAUUUUAGAUACCAUUCUAAUGGCUUUUCAGAUGAGUGGUUUCUGGUUUAGAAGAUUCAUUUCUCUUUCCUUUUCAGGGCUACUAAGAUAUUGUACUUCAAGAUUCAUUUCAUUUAAACUUUUAUUGAUGUUUUCUUUGUCUAACUCCUGUUGACUGUGUCAUUUGGCUGUGACAUUCAAGAUAACUUAAUGGAAGACAUUGUCCGGAAAUGAAGAGAAUCAUUUUAAAAAUGUGAUCAAUUCUCCAUCCGUUGUAUAACAUAGUUAGUUGAGCUUAACAUACUCCGUCAUGUGGAGGUAUUGUACAUUUAGAAAAAGUUAUUUUGUUAUGAAGAAUCAAACGUGGUAUAAACAUUUGUUUAUUCUUGUAUUAUUGUUGAAAUAAUGAAAAUGUUUAUUGAUACUUGUUUUGAGUGUAGAAAUCCUUUAUAAAUGCUCAACGCUUUAGCCUUAGUUUGAAGCCAAAUUAAGAGUGAAUAUUUGCCUUAUAAAAAUACAUAUAUACGAGUUUUAUAAUAACCAUGUGUAGAAAACACAUUACACAUAGAAUAAAAACCAUUACAAACUUACAAUUAAAUGAAGAUAUUUCGGCGAUUUAAAGCGCCUUUCUCAAUCAAGACUUGAUUGAAUUGACUAAAUCUGAUUCAGUCAAAUAUCUCCAGUUAAUAUUUAAGUUCAUACAUGUAUUCUAUGUUAUGAGUUUCCUAUAUACGAUUAUUAUAUAUAUUUUAAUAUUCUAGUUAAAGAGGAAGUGCUUUAUGUAAAAGUAGUGAUUUAUCAAGUAGCCUCAUGCUCACGUUUAGCUGAAUACCAUUCAUGAAACUUAUUGUACUUCAAAUAAUUAUAAAUCUGUAUUUGAAUUUCCACUGCAUUAAAUUAUAAUCCAGGUAGUUUUUGUCCACUAUUCGUAGCCUCUGCAAAACUCAACAUUGAUUAUCUUGAAAUAUUGAUAAUACUUGAAUUUUUGUUUGAUAGAGUGAUAGAGAAUCCUCAGACACCAAAUAUAGAUGUAUAGUUAACUCUACAUGCUCAGUUGCCAAAUCUAACCUUUGCACUUUCAGUAUUUCCCGUGAGGUGGUUUGAGAGCAUUGCAUACUGGAUCCUGAUUACUGAUACAUGAUUAUCACAUACUGAUACAUAUUGAAUAUGAAACAUGAAAAAUUCUAGAUUUGUUAGAAUAUCAGUAUUGAACUUGGAUUAUUUUCACUCGAAAGGUUGCUGAAUAGAGUACAUUAAUGUCA